Rhodofomes roseus is the source of this 2446-nucleotide messenger RNA. RefSeq lists its product as uncharacterized. The transcript has 4 exons. NCBI's taxonomy places the organism in Eukaryota, Fungi, Basidiomycota, Agaricomycetes, Polyporales, Fomitopsidaceae. Bases 236 to 2215 code for a protein of 659 amino acids. The record is from RefSeq and is a predicted model, not a curated record.
GGGCACGCUGGCUCUGAGCCAUUCAAGAACCUGAGCUUCAACGUCGGAGAUGAAGCGCGAAUGUCGUUAACGGCUACCUUGGACAAUAUUCGUUUUGAGUGGGUCGGCGACCGUAGCGUGAAGCUGAAGAUACGCGAGAGUACCUUGACAUUCAGUACUUGAGGUCUGACAGUAACCAGGUCUUCAAGCCCAUGUUCUUUCAUCGGCUAACUGACAGCGCCCUCCCGGAGGUCGCAUGCUGCGGCCUGCCAUCGUAGCAGGGUACGCUACAUGCAAAGACAUCCCUCAGCCUAGUACCCCACGUUUCUGUUCAAGGAGGGCAGAGGCUUACCAUUGUUCGCCUCAUACAUAUGUUGGGCUUGGGCUUGGUUUCUAUUGCCUUGUCAUAUUCCAGCCCCCUUUCCUUUGUCCUGCCACGCUACUCGGAAUGACAUCGGAGUGGCAACCAUGUGCUCCUGCGGUGCCGUUCAUAUCCUUUGUCCUAUGUUCCUUAAAGGCCGCCAGGCCAUGGUGGGCAUGCAACGCUUCCGCCUUCGAGCUUCACACCUUGCAAGCAAUUCCUGGUCUCCCCUCCUUGUCGUCUGCUUGUGUAGCUUGCUGCGAUCUGGUGGGAUCUUGCUCAACUACAGGGGUGUUGAGACAUCACGUUCCAAGUAUUGAUCGUCCUAUAACCCUACGCACCUAUACUGUUCUCCGUGAUAUACGCUACGUGCGGACAGCCAUGAUCAAUGGCAAUGUCACCGAAGGUAUCAGUGCUGCCCGUGUUUCCUUCGACCGCACGCGCUGUGCAACCAUCAACAAACUACCGCCGGAUGUUCUUCUGCUUAUCUUCCACGAACUACGGCGCGCUGCCCAGGAGGCUCUAGAAUGGAGGUUUCCCACAGUUGGCCAGAGUAACAGUCGCCUGCCGCCGUCGUACAAGAACCGAGCGCGGAAAUACCCCUUCCCAGAGUCGAUCGCCUCUGUGUGCCGCCACUGGCGGGAGGUCAUGUCGACGACGUCCUCCUUCUGGAUCCGCCUGGUCAUUUGGAUUGGCCAGAAGGGCACACCGCUCCCCGAUAUAUGCGAUUUCCUUGCGUGGUCGCGGGACCGUCUCCUCGAUAUCUAUGUGCUGUCGGACAUGCACUCGUCCGCGACAGAAAAGGCUCAAGUCGACGCGAUCAUGGAGCUACUCGUCCCUCACAUGCAGCGCUGGCAGGCCCUCUAUAUGAACGUCCUCCACUCCAGCUCGCUUCCGCGCCCCCGCAUUGACCUCGUAGGCCACGCAGACAACCUCAUCGAGCUCGAACAACUGUUCUCCGUCGAUGACUCCGUUGUUGCUGAGGCCGCCGACUCGGUUAUCGGGGAAUUUCACACACCUCAGCUAGACGUACUUCGCACGAGUGGCCUGCACUUCCGCGAAUCCUACGUGAAGCCGUUUCCUCGAUACCCGAUGCCUGCCUCACUCGGCGAAAUCAAGAUCUUAGGGUAUGGCGACCACCAUCCCGCAUUCCCUUUGGUCGACCUACUCACAUGUCUCGUGAGCUGCGAGGAAUUGAAUGACAUCGAGCUUGCUGGCCUCGCACUCGAUCUGUCUUACACGGGACCACCUGUCCCCCGGCCGAAUCAAUUAAUAUGGGGCCCACAAUGCUCCUUUGUGGACCUCCCCGGCGAUGCAAUUGCGGAGUACGAUCGUCUGCUCGACUAUUCCUUCACGGAGAUGAUGUCGUACACGCGUUGCUCCUUGGAGAACCCGGUCGAGCUCUGCGACUCGUACUGGAUCGAUCUGAACGAGAUAGAGAGCCCGAUCUCGUUGAAAAACUUCCUCGCGCCAGUGCCUUCGAGCGAGGUGCUAUCGUUCACGGAUUGUGACGGCCUCCUCCCCAUGCUUCUGCUCAUUCUUGCUAAUCCUUGGCGGGUCGGAGAGCUCUGGCUCUGUCCGAAAGUCAAGUCCCUCAUCAUCAAAGGAUGCACGCGAUUCAGUAGCUCGCACCUACGCAAAUUGGUCGAGGAACGACGCUUCGCGCACGCAGCGACAGGCUAUGCAGAGGACAGUGACCCGGAGUUUGUGGUUCAUUCGAUUACUAAUCUCGAUGUAUAUGGCUGCUGCAAGCUGGAUUCGGGAGACAAGGAGUGGUUUAACGAGAACCUUAGGACUGUCCGCUGGGACAAUUGGACGGGAGGUACUAAUCGACGCAGCGGUUUAGACAGUUCCGACUCGGAGUCGGGGUCGUGACUCAAUGCGUAUGUAGUGAUAUCGGAAGCGUGUACUAUAGACAGUGAACAUGCAAUCAUUGCAGCAGAACGCUAGUACGCACGAGCCGUGACAGCAUAGCUCUCUGGGCUACUCAGAGCGUGCGCUGGCGAGACGUGAAGACGUAGGACCAGUUCACUUGCGCCUUGACACCUUCCGGAACCUCCGGUUCUAUUAAGAAUCUAUCGCUUCGUGGGUGCCAUAUAAACAUAG